Messenger RNA from Orbicella faveolata, 2662 nucleotides. Its product is annotated as sodium-coupled monocarboxylate transporter 1-like. Gene Ontology annotation, cellular component: membrane. Gene Ontology annotation, molecular function: symporter activity. Lineage: Eukaryota; Metazoa; Cnidaria; Anthozoa; Scleractinia; Merulinidae. The record is from RefSeq and is a predicted model, not a curated record. Gene Ontology annotation, biological process: transmembrane transport; sodium ion transport.
UUGAGACCGGAGGAAAAAAAACUGUUUUCCUCUGGGAAUUAUAUAACAUCAUGGCAAUUCACGCACAUUUUAGUGUGGCGGAUUUUGUCGUUUUCUCUUUAACCUUACUUGCAUCCAUGGGUAUUGGAAUAUUCUAUUCUAGAGCCGGAGGAGCACAGCAAAACAACAAUGAGUAUUUGAUGGCCGGUCGAAGUAUGUCCAGUAUUCCUGUUGCCAUUUCUGUUCUCGCGUCCUUCGUGUCGUCCAUUGCAAUUCUUGGAAACCCAGCUGAGGUCUACACGUAUGGUUUUCAGUAUUGGAUUCAGUCGUUCACGAACUUUAUUUCGGUGCCGAUGAUGGCACUGGUUUUUUUACCAGUGUAUUACAAUCUUCGUUUGACAAGUAGUUACGAGUACUUAGAGAGAAGAUUUUCCUUCAGUGUACGGAUGUUAGGAUCUGUAGUAUUUGUAAUACAAACAGUGCUGUACACUGCUAUUGUAUUAUAUGGUCCAUCUCUAACUUUAGAGUCAGUGACAGGGUUUCCAUUAUGGCUUUCAACGAUCCUAACUGGACUUGUCUGUACUUUUUAUACCACUGUGGGUGGAAUGAAAGCUGUAAUAUGGACUGAUGUAUUUCAAGGAGUUGUUAUGUUAGGAGGCAUGAUAACAAUCAUUAUUGUUGGGACAGUUAAGGUUGGUAGUCUGGGCAAGGUGUUUGAUGUUGCUUACAAAGGACACAGACUUCAGUUAAAUUUCUCUGUAGAUCCAACUCGCCGAGACACAUUCUGGGCUUUUGUUAUUGGUGGUGCUUUUCAAAUGCUUCCAGUUUAUGCUACCAACCAGACCGCUGUCCAACGCUUCCUGACUUCCAAGUCUUUCAAGUCAGCGCAAAGGGCUGUCUGGAUGAAUCUGCCGCUCAACAUUUUCAGUACAACAAUAACAGUUUUAACAGGCCUGGUUAUCUAUGCAUUUUAUGCUUCUUGCGAUCCUAGAACCACUGGAGAGAUAUCCACAGAUGAUGAGAUCUUACCAUACUUUGUGAUUGAAGUGCUUGGCAAGUUUCAUGGUAUACCUGGAGUCUUUGUAGCGGCAUUGUUCUGUGGCACUUUAAGUACUGUAGCAUCAGGACUCAAUGCUCUGGCAGCAGUAACAGUUGAGGAUUUUGCACCUAUGGUGGUGCAACACAUCCCAACUGAAAGAGAGGCACUUGUGUCCAAGUUGUUAGUAUGCAUUUAUGGCCUCAUCUCGCUUGCAUUGGCUUUUGUGGUCUCAAAACUUGGAAUGAUAUUACAGAUGAGUGCAACCAUGUUUGGAACCACAGGGGGUCCAAUGCUAGGUCUCUUUUCUCUUGGUAUUCUGACAACUCGUGCGAACUCAAAGGGUGUGUGGAUUGGAGUGGCAGCUGGCUUUUGGACAGUCACUUGGAUCAGUAUAGGAGCACUGAUACACCCACCACAGUACCCCACACAGCCCAUGUCUGUAUCUGGGUGUCCCAGCAAUGUGACAAAUUUUAAUAUGUCAUCAAUACAACCAGCACCAAGCAUUGCUCCUCAUUCUGUGUAUGCGUUGUCAUUCUUUUGGUAUGGAAUACUGGGAUUCUUGAUCACAUAUAUUAUUGGUUACCUUGCCAGUUUUAUAUUCACAAAACAUGAAGCUGAAAGAAUAGACCCAGCAUUGUUGUUCGACUACUCUAAAUUCUGUUCCUGGUGUAAUGGAUCUUCUCGUCGACAGUCACUUAGUGAUGUGCAGAGCUCUACAGAGUCAGAUGAACAUACCCCUUUUAUGAAAGAUCAAGAGUGCAACAUACAAAGUUAAGACUGGAAGAAAAGAGGGCUGUUCAUAACGAGACAUAGGAGAUCUACAAUAAUUAUUAUCCCUUAGUGGCUUUAUAGUUCACCUGUACAAUUUGCUGCAAGUCUAUUUCUUGUGGUUAAUCAUCUAUCACCUUGAUUUAGUGCUCACGUGAGGUUUUCACUUGUCAACAACUAAUAUUCCCUCUUCUACCACUUAAGAGUAGUUUGAAAUAAAUCUUGGAUAAGACUGGAAAAUGAAGAAGAAAUUAUUAAAUCCUUAUUUUGUAGCUAUAUUUUUCUUGACAAGAGCAUUCAAAUUGAUGUUGCACUUUCACAGUUCCCUGUUACUGUAAUCAGGCAACUGUGCGAAUGGGUUUUUAGUGGGUAUUUCAGAGAGAUAAUUUUCAUCAUACAUUACACUUUGGAAAUGUGAUCAGUGACUUCUACCUGUUUUUUGUAAUUAUGAAAUGACACUUCUUGUCAAGUUUCAUUACACAAUGUAUCUUGUCUGGCAUGAUUAUCAAGGUAAGAAUAUAGUUUUUGAGAAGAACUGUUCUUCAUGAUUCAUAACUUAUGUUUGAAAACCAACGCAGUUUUGAAACAUCACAAACCAUUACAUUUGACAAACUAUUUAUUUACUGCUGGCCAGGUUCAAACUAUUAUAUUUCACCCAAUCUCAUUUAGGCUCAAUUUCCACUACUCUCUUGAGUUUGGUCUACAUUCCUCCUGCCUUCAGGGGAGGAGCCCAGACUCCCUCCCUGAACAGCAGUUGGUAAUUGAGCCUAAAUCUCAUUCUCUUCGAUAUUUUUAGUCCAGGAAGACUAUAAAUUAUAUAAGAAGUCCCUCUUUUCCCACGGUUCAUCAAGUGAGAAGGAAAUUGCAAGAGGAAAA